Sabethes cyaneus is the source of this 1758-nucleotide messenger RNA. It is a transcript of the gene opa, whose product is annotated as pair-rule protein odd-paired. The transcript is spliced from 3 exons. The record is from RefSeq and is a predicted model, not a curated record. Lineage: Eukaryota; Metazoa; Arthropoda; Insecta; Diptera; Culicidae. Gene Ontology annotation, molecular function: RNA polymerase II cis-regulatory region sequence-specific DNA binding; DNA-binding transcription factor activity, RNA polymerase II-specific. Bases 1 to 1758 code for a protein of 585 amino acids. Gene Ontology annotation, cellular component: nucleus. Gene Ontology annotation, biological process: regulation of transcription by RNA polymerase II; central nervous system development.
AUGAUGAUGAAUGCUUUUAUGGACACAGCAUCGACGGCACAUCAUUCACAUCUGGCAACGUUCGGGAUUAAAAUGUCUCCGGAUCAUCUGGAGCAAAGUGACGUGGAAACCGCCAGUACCGGAAGUAUGUUGCCCCCAUCGGUGGGAAGUGCCAACACGCCAAGUGAUAUGUUGUCAUCGCAAUCCUUCUAUCAAUCAUCGGCGAAUGCGAGCAGUACUUACAACACCCAUCAUUUAUCACCGCCUUCGCACAUGAGUCAUAUGGCCCCGUACCACUCGAGGGACUUCCUGGCGUUGAAGCGUGACAAUGAUUACUUUAGUACCUCGGCCGCCGGUGCCACCGGUGACCCAACCUCGCUGUUCCAUCACGCACAUCCGGCCGUGCAUGAUAACCUGAACCAUCACUCGGCCACGUCCCUCAGCAAUCAUCACUUUCACCCACAUCAGAUGAGAAUGGGCCUGUCAGCGGAUUACGCCCAUCCUUACCACCAGAGCAACUAUCCCUCGGUACAUCACCAGCAUUUGGCAAACCUGCCGGUCAAUCCGGGCACCUCGGGGGCGUUCUUUCGCUACAUGCGUCAUCCACCGUCGAUCAAGCAGGAAAUGCAAUGCCUCUGGGUCGAGCCGGAACUCCCGCCGCACCAUCUGGGGCUAGGGCUGACCGCACUGAGUGCGGCAGCGGCCGCCGCCGUGGCGGACGGCAGCCGCAAGACGUGCAACAAGAUCUUCCACUCGAUGCAGGAAAUCGUCACGCACCUGACGGUGGACCACGUCGGGGGCCCGGAAUGUACCACCCAUGCGUGCUUCUGGCUCGGUUGCACCCGCAACGGGCGCCCCUUCAAGGCCAAGUACAAACUGGUCAAUCACAUCCGGGUGCACACCGGCGAGAAACCGUUUCCCUGUCCGUUUCCAGCCUGCGGCAAAGUGUUUGCCCGCUCGGAGAAUCUCAAGAUCCACAAGCGGACCCAUACUGGUGAAAAGCCGUUCAAGUGUGAACAUGAAGGGUGUGAUAGACGAUUCGCUAAUUCAUCAGAUCGAAAGAAACAUUCACACGUCCAUACAUCUGAUAAGCCGUAUAACUGUCGUGUUAAUGGUUGUGAUAAAUCUUACACUCAUCCAUCAUCGCUGAGGAAACACAUGAAGGUCCACGGAAGUUUAGGAGAGAAGUCCCCAUCGCACAACUACGACAGUGACGGCGAGGAAUCCAGCUCGGACAGCAUCAUAACGGGCGGAACGCAGACCCCGCCGUCGUCGAUCAGCCGGCUGCACGACGGCCACAACUCGAGCAAGCUGAGCAGCGAAUCGAUCAACAACAAUAACAACAAUAGCAACAACAACAAUAACACAAAAUCCCCAUCUUCCAAUCACCUGCUGUCACCGAUUGGCGCCUCGACGACGUCCUCCUCGUCGAACAGUGCCCUGUCGCAUCUCAGCCAAAAUCAGCACCACCAACUGCACCAUUCGCACCAUCAGCACUCGCACCAUCACCACCUGCAGAACCAUCCGAGCAGUCUAGCGCCACCGCAGCUCCAGCUGACGCCGGCUUCGUCGGUGUCCCCGCAGGCAACGGCCGCCACCGCUUCGUCGAUGCUGGUCGGCCAUCACAACCAUCCGCUGCUCUACCAUCAUCCGCAGCACCAUCCGAACGACUGGUACUCGGCAACGCCGCCUUCCGGGCCGGACACGAUGAACCAUCUGAACCACUUCAGCCACCAUCAUCAUCAUCUGGUGCAUCACGGGCCAACGACGGCCUAUUGA